This is a messenger RNA of Fraxinus pennsylvanica, 1065 nucleotides long. The record is from the annotation of a GenBank genome assembly. Lineage: Eukaryota; Viridiplantae; Streptophyta; Magnoliopsida; Lamiales; Oleaceae.
AUGGCGUCUUACUGCCAAAGACUAAGAGACCUGCUGUCACUCUACAAGAGUAAUCCCAAAAUCACUAAUUCUUUUCUCUCCAACUUUUCUUGGACUCGCAGGUUGUCUUCAUCCAAUUUCCCAUCUCAGUUCGAAAGGAUUGGAUUCGUUGGACUGGGAAACAUGGGAUCACGGAUGUGUAAUAAUUUGAUCCAGGCAGGAUACAAUGUCGCUGUCCAUGACGUCAACCAGGAUGUCAUGAAGAUGUUCUCUGAGAAAGGAAUUCUCACGAAAGAGUCACCUGUUGAAGUUGCCAAAGCAAGUGAUGUUGUAAUAACGAUGUUGCCGUCAUCAUCCCAUGUAAUUGAUGUUUACACUGGACCAAAUGGUUUGCUACAUGGUGGAGAUCAACUUAGACCGUGGUUGUUUGUUGAUUCUUCUACCAUUGAUCCUCAAACGUCAAGAAAGAUUUCUGUGGCCAUUUCUGAUUGUAUUUUAAAGGGAAAAGAAGAUGGCUGGGAGACUCCUGCCAUGUUGGAUGCCCCUGUAUCUGGAGGUGUUCUUGCUGCAGAGACUGGAUCGCUUACUUUCAUGGUUGGUGGCUCAGAGAAAGCUUAUACGGCUGCAAAGCCUUUGUUCCUUUCAAUGGGCAAAAACACCAUUUAUUGUGGAGGAGCAGGAACUGGUUCGACAGCAAAGAUUUGCAACAAUUUGGCAAUGGCUGUCAGUAUGCUUGGGGUGUCAGAAGCCUAUGCACUUGGUCAGUCUUUGGGAAUCGCUGCAAGUACUUUAACAAAGAUAUUUAACUCUUCAAGUGCUCGCUGUUGGAGUAGCGAUUCUUAUAAUCCAGUGCCUGGAGUGAUGGAUGGAGUACCAGCUUCAAGGAAUUAUGAUGGUGGGUUUGCUUCCAAGCUAAUGGCUAAAGAUCUAAACCUUGCGGCUGCAUCAGCCAAAGAAGUCUGUCUCAAAUUUCCUUUAGCGUCUGUAGCAGAAGAGAUAUUCACAGAGCUCAACGAUGCAGGUUAUGGAACAAAGGACUUCUCUUGUGUUUUCCGGCAUUACUACUCCGGCAAGGAUGAGCUGUAA